Gaeumannomyces tritici R3-111a-1 is the source of this 1576-nucleotide messenger RNA. RefSeq names its product solute carrier family 25 member 33. Lineage: Eukaryota; Fungi; Ascomycota; Sordariomycetes; Magnaporthales; Magnaporthaceae. The coding region runs from base 303 to 1343 and encodes 346 amino acids. Gene Ontology annotation, molecular function: folic acid transmembrane transporter activity; FAD transmembrane transporter activity. Gene Ontology annotation, cellular component: mitochondrion. The transcript is spliced from 2 exons. Gene Ontology annotation, biological process: folate import into mitochondrion; nucleotide transport. The record is from RefSeq and is a predicted model, not a curated record.
ACCGAUAUUUGUAUAACAAAAGAACUCUCCCUCGACGCAUUUUAUUACAGAUAGUGUUGGUGGCAUAUAUAAUCGGACAUUUGAUGGGGUGUUGGGGCGUGGUUGUCGAGGCUGAAAGGCACUAGAUUGUGGACAUGACCAGCAAGAUUUUCGGUUUUCUCAUGGUGGCGAAAUUGAGGCUCUGCAAUGCAGCUCAAGCUUCUCUCGUCCACACCUCGCUCGACAUCGAACCCGAUCCGGUUGCCGGUGAAAAUGCCUAAGGAGAGGCCCUGAACAAGAGAUAACCGUGCCGCCUUUUUUUGAUGAGCGUGGCCAAAGAUGCGGGUGGUCUCUCUCCCGCCCUGAUCGAGACGAUGGCGGGCCUCUCGGCUGGCACUGUCGCCACGCUCGUCGUGCACCCGCUCGACAUUGUGAAGACGCGCAUGCAGAUCCACCGAAGCAGCAUCGCCACCGCGGCAGCGGCAGCGGCAGCAGGCUCGCCACGGCCGGCGACCCCGCGGCUCACCACCGUGGCGCUGCUGCGGUCGCUGGUGCGGGCACAGAGCCCCGUCGCGGCGCUGUACCGCGGCCUGACGCCGAACCUGGUCGGCAACGCGGCCAGCUGGGCGUCCUUCUUCUUCCUCAAGAGCCGGUGCGAGCGCGCCGUGGUGCUGCUCAAGGGUCGUGACGAUCAAGAGCAGCAGCAGCAACAGCAGCAGCAGCUGACGCCGGCCGACUACUUUGCCAGCUCGGCGCUGGCGGGCGCGGGCGUGCAGGUGCUGACGAACCCGGUCUGGGUGCUCAAGACGCGCAUGCUGUCGUCGGACCGCGGCAGCGCCGGCGCCUACCCCAGCAUGCGCGAGGGCGCCGCCCGCAUCUGGCGCGGCGAGGGCGCGGCGGGCUUCUACCGCGGGCUGGGCAUCAGCCUGCUCGGCGUCAGCCACGGCGCCGUGCAGUUUGCCGUCUACGAGCCCGCCAAGCGCGUCUACCUAGACCGGAGGCGGAGGCGGCCGCCGGGCGGUCGCCGAGACUACGACGACGACGACGACGACGCGGCGGCAACAGCCAUCAGCAACGAGGCCACGGUCGUCAUCUCGACGGCGGCCAAGUUGACGGCCGGCGCGGCCACGUACCCGUACCAGGUCCUACGCAGCCGGCUGCAGAACUACGACGCCGAGGCCCGUUUCGGCCGCGGCAUCACCGGAGUCGCCCGCCGCCUGUGGCGCGAGGAGGGCCUCGGCGGCUUCUACCGCGGUCUGGUCCCGGGCGUCGUCCGGGUCCUGCCCGCCACCUGGGUCACCUUUCUGGUCUACGAGAAUGUAAAGUACUACCUCCCCCUAUGGGCCGCGCCCGGCCAAGGUUGAUAAGGGGGGUAGGGGGUUGCGAGCUGCCGUGGUGGGUGGCGCAAGAAACGGGGUUUUUUUUUUGGUGGUUGCCAAGAUGGAGUUUACUUGUUUGGGGAGGUACUGCGAGAUUAUACAUGUUGUGCGAGAAGGAGAGAAAGAGAGAAGCAUCAUCCCCCUUCCUUUUCUCCCAAUACGGUCGGCCGCGGCCGGCAACAUGCCAUGGCGUGCAGUGCGCGGUUCUGGUGCCUUUG